CAUAAUCAAAAUUAAACUACUUCUCGGUUUUUGAAAACACGAAAAUUAAAUUUUUUAUCUAUACAACUGUUUUUGUAUGAUAAUCCACAAUUCCACAGAAAAUGGAGAAAAUGUAUCAAUUCCAGAGAAGGCAGGUUCAAAGAUUUCGCCCUAAGUAACGGUGGAAUUGCCCAAAUAUAAAUAUAAUAUAGGACAUCUAGUAAAAUGAUGACUGUCUUAUCUACGCCAGUGAAAUCGAAUAACCUAGAACUCGGUCGUUAAACCUCUCAAAACGCCACAAGACAUAUUUACGUGUUAUAUAAUUCAACACUAGAAAAUGUUAAUACUUUAAAUUGUUCAUAAUAUUAAUCGUGUUUUAAAUAAUUUGAAUACCACAUACCUAUACACUGUGAACACUAUUGUAACGCUAAAUGUAUCGGCUGCACCCACUUUUAGAAAUUUUAACUGGAUUUUCUUUACUUUUGACAAGCACCGCCAUCGUCUAUUACAAAUGGAAGUACACUUACUGGAAGAAAAAAAAUCUACCUUACUUGCAACCGACUAUUCCUUUUGGGAACUUACAAAGCCUUGUAACAACUACUGAUAGUUUGGGAAUGGUACUCAAACGUCUUUAUGAGGAAUUAAAACGCAAGAAUCAUCCACAUGGAGGCGUAUACUUUUUUGCGAGACACAUAUACAUGGUGGUUAAUGUAGAAAACAUUGACAGAAUGUUAUCAAAAGAUUUUCACCAUUUCGUAGAUCGUGGACUUUACUAUAACGAAAAAGAUGAUCCAAUCAGUGCUCAUCUUUUUUGCAUUGGUGGGAAAAAGUGGAGGAAUUUGAGAGUGCAGUUGAGUGAGACAUUCACGUCUGGAAAAAUCAAAGCUAUGUUUGAUGUGUUUACCCACUGUGAAAAAAACCUGCAAGAAAUUUUUGAAAUAUUACAUCAAAAAAAGCAACCAAUUGAUAUCAAAGACGUUCUGUCUUGUUUCACUACUGACGUUAUUGGACGCUGCGCUUUCGGUAUGAACUGUGACACGCUGAAAGAUAAAGAUUAUCCUCUCAGAACAUACGUGAAGAAAUUUUUUACCUAUUCAAUUGGCCGCUUGCUAGUGGCUUUAUUUACUAUGAACUUUCCAAAUGCCGCUAGAAAUUUAAAUAUUAAAGCGGUACCCAAAGAUAUAUCAAACUUUUUUGAUAAACUGUUUAGAAAUAUUGUACACGACAGAGAGACAAACAAUUACGUUAAGGAUGAUUAUAUACAAAUAUUGAUAAACAUGAAAAAUAGCAAACUAGCCAGAGAUGAAGGAUAUAACCAUGAUGGUAAAACUGUAACUAUUGAAGAACUCACUGCUCAAAGUUUUCUUUUAUUUGUGGCUGGUGUUGAAAAUGCUUCUAUUGCACCAACUUGGGCGCUGUAUGAACUUGCAAAAAAUCAGGAGAUUCAACAGAAAGUCAGAAACGAAAUCAAUAUCGUAAUGGAUAAACACGAUGGAAAAAUAACUUAUGAUACCAUUCAGGAAAUGACAUAUAUGAAUCAAGUAUUAUAUGAGACUUUACGAAAAUAUCCACCAAUUCCUUUUCUGAACAGGCAAUGCGUCAAAGAUUAUAAAAUCCCUGAACAUAGUGUAAUCAUCGAAAGGGGUACAAGAGUUGUCAUACCAGUACUGGGGAUACAUUAUGACGAAGAGUAUUAUCCCGAUCCCGAUAAAUUUGAUCCUGAGCGUUUCGAUGAAAAGAAACUGACAGCGAGACAUCGCUGCUGCUUUAUUCCGUUUGGAUUUGGACCUAGAAUGUGUCUUGGUCUACGAUUUGCGAUGAUGCAAGCCAAGGUUGUACUUACCAGUUUGCUAAAAAAUUACAAUUUUACGCUGAAUGAGAAAACUAAAGAACCGCUCAAAUUUUCAAAAAACAGUGUUAGUGUACAAGCAGAAGGUGGUAUUUGGUUAGAUGUAAAAAAAUAUUAGCAUAAAAUAGAUGCUUAUUAUUUACUGUUACUUUCGAUGAAUUAAGAUGAUGUUGUAUUUUUUUUACAAAUUUACCAUUACCAAUCAAGUUGUUUUAAGUCCCGAAUCAUGUCGAUGAAGUAUCACUUUUUUGGACUGACUUGUCACUUUUUUGUACUCAGAUGUCGAAAACUGACUUUUGCGUUCUUGGUCUUGCGUUUGUAUCCAACAUUUACCUAACCUUCUUUCUGUUUGCAAUUAUAAAAAUCAGUAAAUCUGUGGUGUUCUGAAUUAGUCGCCAAACUUUAAAUAAAAUUUUUAUUUCCUGAAA
Zophobas morio is the source of this 2256-nucleotide messenger RNA. Its product is annotated as probable cytochrome P450 6a23. Gene Ontology annotation, molecular function: heme binding; monooxygenase activity; oxidoreductase activity, acting on paired donors, with incorporation or reduction of molecular oxygen. Bases 411 to 1946 code for a protein of 511 amino acids. The record is from RefSeq and is a predicted model, not a curated record. The transcript is spliced from 5 exons. Lineage: Eukaryota; Metazoa; Arthropoda; Insecta; Coleoptera; Tenebrionidae.